CGUCCACGGUCGACUAGUAUAUAAACCUCGCGUAAGCGCGGCAAAGCAUCAGUAUUUGAAAAUACAAACAAGCGAUACGAAGAAGUUAAGUGGUGGAAACGCCGAGUUUUCCGAGGAAGCAAUUUUACAUACGAUAUUUUCAUUGCAAAAAAGUGAAGAGAAGUGAUACAAACAGUAAUAAUGCCAGCUGUUGGAAUUGAUCUAGGAACAACAUACUCUUGUGUUGGAGUUUGGCAACAUGGAAACGUUGAAAUCAUUGCAAAUGAUCAAGGAAACCGAACAACACCUUCAUAUGUGGCUUUUACGGAUACCGAAAGACUCAUUGGAGAUGCGGCUAAGAACCAGGUCGCUUUAAAUCCUAACAAUACAGUUUUUGAUGCGAAGCGACUGAUCGGCAGAAAAUUUGAUGAUCCAAAAAUUCAACAAGAUAUGGUACAUUGGCCGUUCAAAGUGAUUAACGACUGCGGUAAACCCAAAAUACAAGUGGAAUUCAAGGGCGAAGCUAAGAGAUUUGCACCGGAAGAAAUAAGCAGUAUGGUAUUAACGAAAAUGAAGGAAACCGCUGAAGCAUACUUGGGCUCAACAGUAAAAGAUGCUGUUAUCACAGUUCCUGCUUACUUUAACGACUCUCAACGACAGGCCACUAAAGACGCGGGUGCGAUUGCUGGUCUCAACGUUUUAAGAAUAAUAAACGAGCCAACUGCUGCCGCCUUAGCUUACGGAUUAGACAAAAAUCUCAAAGGAGAGCGAAAUGUAUUAAUCUUCGAUUUGGGUGGCGGCACAUUUGAUGUUUCUAUACUAACCAUCGAUGAGGGCUCUCUAUUUGAAGUUAAAGCCACCGCAGGUGACACCCAUCUUGGAGGAGAAGAUUUCGAUAACAGAUUGGUAAAUCAUCUAGCAGAUGAAUUUAAAAGAAAGUACAGAAAGGACAUGAAAAAUAACCCUAGAGCUCUACGUCGACUAAGAACUGCCGCUGAGAGAGCAAAACGAACAUUGUCGUCUAGCACAGAAGCCACCAUUGAGAUCGACGCUCUCUAUGAAGGCAUUGACUUCUACACCAGAGUAUCACGAGCGCGUUUUGAAGAAUUAAAUUCAGACUUGUUCCGUGGUACACUGGAACCGGUAGAAAAAGCGCUCAAGGAUGCAAAACUUGACAAAAGCUCCAUACAUGAUGUUGUACUAGUCGGUGGAUCUACUCGUAUACCCAAGAUCCAAAGCAUGUUACAAAACUUCUUCUGCGGCAAAAAGCUAAAUCUCUCCAUCAACCCGGAUGAAGCUGUAGCUUACGGUGCAGCAGUACAGGCUGCUAUACUAAGCGGCGAACAACACAGCAAAAUUCAAGAUGUUCUAUUGGUCGACGUAGCUCCACUAUCCCUUGGCAUUGAGACUGCAGGCGGAGUUAUGACAAAGAUCAUUGAACGCAACGCAAAGAUACCCUGCAAACAAUCUCAAACUUUUACAACUUAUUCGGACAACCAACCAGCUGUUACCAUCCAGGUGUAUGAAGGUGAACGUGCAAUGACUAAGGAUAACAACUUGCUGGGACGAUUCGACCUAACAGGCAUUCCGCCGGCACCGAGAGGAGUGCCUAAGAUAGAUGUAACAUUCGAUUUGGACGCCAACGGUAUCCUGAACGUGUCUGCAAAGGAGAAUAGUACGGGCCGAAGCAAAAACAUUGUCAUUAAAAAUGACAAAGGAAGACUGUCCCAAGCUGAAAUCGAUAGAAUGUUGGCAGAAGCUGAACGAUAUAAGGAAGAGGACAGCAGGCAGAGAGAAAGAGUGGCAGCCCGUAACCAUCUCGAAUCUUAUGUGUUUAGCGUAAAGCAGGCCCUUGAUGAAGCGGGUGAGAAGCUGAGCCAACAAGACAAAGACACGGCUAAAAAGGCAUGCGAUGAUGCCCUUAAAUGGUUGGACAACAACACGUUAGCAGAAAAAGAGGAGUACGAGCAUAAACAAAAGGAAAUAGAAAGAAUUUGCUCACCUGUAAUGAGCAAGAUGCAUGGGGCAGGUGCUGGAGGCAACGGUUAUCAACAAGCGGGCCCCGGUAACUACCAACAGUAUGGACAACAAGCGCAUUCUGGACCCACCGUAGAAGAAGUCGACUAAAUUUAUUCAAUGUGUAGAUCUCGUAAUUUAGUUCCUACAUCCUAAUUAGUACAAUUUGUAAAUAUUAUUUAUGUUUUGUAAAUACAUAGGUACCUGUUACUUUAAUUUUAUUUAUUUGCAUUCCAAUUACAACAGAUGAUCAUGUACUGAGCUGCAUUUUGUAGUUUUAGAAAUAAAUAUUUUGAACUU
This is a messenger RNA of Colias croceus (clouded yellow), 2295 nucleotides long. RefSeq names its product heat shock protein 68-like. Gene Ontology annotation, biological process: cellular response to unfolded protein; protein refolding. The coding region runs from base 181 to 2106 and encodes 641 amino acids. Gene Ontology annotation, cellular component: cytoplasm. The transcript has 2 exons. Gene Ontology annotation, molecular function: heat shock protein binding; ATP-dependent protein folding chaperone; ATP hydrolysis activity. The record is from RefSeq and is a predicted model, not a curated record. NCBI's taxonomy places the organism in Eukaryota, Metazoa, Arthropoda, Insecta, Lepidoptera, Pieridae.